AUGGCGUUCAACGUACUGACGGCUACUAUAACUGAGCUUGAAGAAUUGCUGAAUGGCGGCACUCUGACUAGCGAGGUCGUGGUCACCGAGUACCUGGAGCAAAUCGAGGCCCACAACGGCUACCUUCACGCAGUUAUUGCCACUGCACCAAAAGCCCUGCUCCCCGAGAAAGCUUGCUUUCUCGACAAGGAGAGGGCUGCCAGUCGCGUACGAGGUCCUCUCCAUGGUAUUCCUCUUCUUGUGAAGGACAACACUGCGACCCAUCCUAGUCUUGUAAUGUAG
Colletotrichum destructivum is the source of this 282-nucleotide messenger RNA. RefSeq names its product Putative amidase signature domain-containing protein. The coding region runs from base 1 to 282 and encodes 93 amino acids. The transcript is spliced from 2 exons. NCBI's taxonomy places the organism in Eukaryota, Fungi, Ascomycota, Sordariomycetes, Glomerellales, Glomerellaceae. The record is from RefSeq and is a predicted model, not a curated record.